CCCCCGACGAGUGAGGUGCUGCUCCUAUUGAGCAGAGCAGAUGAGUUGACAUUACAAGUUAGCUUAUGAGUCGACAGAUGUGCUAGAUUUUGGAGUUUAAAAGCUGAAACAGCAGCCAGCAACACGUGAAAUCAGAAUGAACAGAAGAAAGUUGGCAUCGAGUCGAAGAGGUAAAGGAAAGUUUCUGCGUGUAGAUGAUGCAGAAACACAGCCAGAUGUUGAAUCUAGAGGGGGUGUUCAGUAUGAGGCCAGCGGUAAUGAACAUCCAGAAACACAUGGGUCUGUAACAAAGCAGCCUAAAGUGCAGGAAGAAGUAGCUCAAGAGAGUGAGCGUGACAUGACUGCGCCACAAGCUGCCUUCUUGGUCUCUGCCUCUGCAGCUGAGUACUCUGAGGAUAAAACUGGCAUGUUAUGCCCAGAAGAUGUCAAACACAUUUUAGACUCCAAAGAUGUCAGUAUGCAGCCUUUUAAAAAAGAGACCAAGCUGGAAGUCAUUGAGAGUAGCAACACUCUUCAAAGUGAGGAAGUCAAUGAAAAUCUGCAUGACCGUCUCCCUGAGCUAACCAGUUUAAGUGCUUCUGCAUCAGAUCAACAGACGAUCGGCAAACAGGCUGAAGAUUUUAAUCUGUGUUCUGUGGCUGAAUUAAACAGCAGCAAGACAGAUGACUCAGGCUUGUUCAGACAAGAUGAGCGUUUACACGGCAACUUUUCAGUAUGUGAGUCACGUGUUAAUACAUCUAUCACGCCUCAGAUUACUGCAGAUAACGCCUUCAGAGAAAACAUUCAAAUUAACAAUGGUGUUGAACAAGAAACAUUUUUAUUUCAAACAGACGAGUUGCCUACAAGUAAAGACGACAAACACUGUACACCUAAAGUCAGAGAUGCCAGGCUUUCACAGGAGAUGGAAGACAAUCAGUAUGAUCAAAAUAAGUUUACACAAGAGCAAGUCGAGCAUGAAAAGCAUAACUCCACUGAAGAUCUACUGUAUGACGACAAAGAUUACGGUUCUUACUUUGAAAACCAGAAAUCUGAAUCCGAUAGUUGCCAACGUUUGUUUCUGGUGAAAAGCACUGCAGACAAACAGGAUGUUUUGACUGCAACAGAAGAAACUUCUUUGGACCGGAUGGAUCAGAGUGGCAGUCUUGUGGAGGAUAACAUACAAACUCUUCCAUCAGACUUUAAGGCUACUAUAGAGCCUCAGCUUCACAACAGCUCUCUGACCACAGAUGACCAUACCAAAGCAGGUUCCAGCUCUGGUGCUACUAAAAGAAAAUUUGGAUCUAGUCGUAAAAGUAAAGGAAGACAUGUUAAAGACUCUAAGGAGGACAUUUUAGAAAAUACUCUGAGCAAUGAAUUUCUUGAAACACCAACUGUAUUGUCAGAAACACAGGAGACAGGGCAUGAAGAAGUGAGUGAUGUCACUGCUGCUGACACAGUCUUGUCUCUUUCAAAUAGAGGCACAGUUUGUUUGAUAUCACCACAUGAUCUUUCUUCUGAAUAUCCUGAGCCAGACACGUAUAGUUUGACAUUAACAUGUGAAAGUCUUCAAAAAGGUCAAGACAAAACAAAUUCAGAGAUUUUACCUGAAAUGGGUGAAGACCCCAUAGAUUCUCUUUCAGAGGACGUUCCAACAAAUCUGCAGAAAGUUGAGUUUCAUCCAACUCAAAUGCAAGAAAUCCUGCAAAUUCAACAUUCAUCUGAAAUUAUUCCAGAUUAUGUUACAGAACAUUUUGAAAACAUUUCUGAAAACCUAAAUGACCGACCUGAAAUGUCUGAUUCUGCUGGAGAAAGCACUGAUAAUGUUACCGCCAAACAGCAAGAUCAGCAAACAGAGGAAAACAUCUUUGAAUAUACACAUAGUGUGGAACAGAAAAAUGAGAGUUAUGAUUUACAUGAUGCAAAUUCUUUACAAGUCAGUAACUUGGAAAAGUCAAACUCUACUCCUACUCAGGUUUAUGAGUUUAAAAAAGGAGUAGAGAAAGAUAUAAAACUUGCUGCAGACCAAAUGUAUCACCAGGAGAAAGGAUUCUUUGAAAUAGGGGAGGAAAACCCUGUUUUGAUUGACUCACAGCCUCAAGAAACCUCUGGGAUUGUAGAUGACCAAACCAAAGGCUUUUGUAGCAGUGGCAACAGAGGGAAACUGGGGUCUGGCCAGAAAAGUAGGGGAAAACACGAUAAAGGCUCUAAAGAAGAGGUUAGAGAAAAGACCAGUGAUGAAGAAACCACACAGAUUUUAGAUACUAAGAUUAUGAGCCAAGAAGAACUGAGGCUAGACAUUUUGCCAGUGUCAUCUGACAGCCCAAUUCUUUCAAUCUUUGCUCCUGGCCAUUCCUUAGAGGAUCCAGAUAGUUUGAUUACAAGAAGUGUAAAUAUUCCAGAAAGUCAGAAAAACUCAGAAACAGACAUCAAUAUGGAUUUAUCUGAUAAAUCAUGGGGAGAGACUUUGGGGCGUCAGUCUGACACUCAUAAGAGUAAAUCAGGGAGUCUUCAGACUGAUCCAGGUGUUGAUAUGAGAAAAAGUCAACACGAGGCACUACAAGAACCACAACUGCAGCAAAACGAUUACACUGUUGCUGGUCAGGUGGAGGAAGUUGGAGUCUUUGUGGAAGAUACCAAACACGAUCCUUCUAACCCUCUAUUUCAAGCCAAUUCACUGAGCACAAAUGAGCAAACAGAUACUGGCUUCAGUGGGAGCAGAAGAAAACUGGGGUCCAGCCAGAAAGAAAAAGGAAGACAGCAGGGUGAAAUACCUCAACAGGAAGUUUUAGAAAGUACAAGAGAUGAUGAAAUACACGAGAAGCAAACAAUGUUGAUGCAGGAAGAACUAACUGAAGACAGUGAACCCAGGACUACCACUUCAGUUUCAGAUAACUCAUUGUUUCCAAAUUCUCCACUUGAUCAAUCUUUUGAGGAACUGAGCUGUGUGCCAACAAAAUACUCUGAAACCGACUUGGAGGAUAUAAGUGUGAACAGUGGGAAUUUUCAGAAAAAUCAAAAUGAAAGCAAGUUAGACACUGAAAAUGCAGUGGAUGUCUCUCAGCGAGCUAUGGAUGAAUUUGAGGACAAUUUAGAUGCUGUUGCAGGAGAUGAAGAAAUCAUGGACGGUGAACAUUCAGAUAAUACGGUAAAACAAGAUCAGGAAAAUGAGGACCCACUAAAAGACUUAGAAGGAAAUCUGGAAUUGGAUUACAUAUCUGAGAUUGUGGCACAUGAUAUUUCUAAAUAUCCAGAAACAGUUUUGGGAGGCUUGGCUGACCAAGCUAAAGUCACCAGCAAUAUUCAUUCAGAGCUCACUGUGAAAAGUACAGAGGAUUCUGCUACCAAACACAAACUUGUGCUUAUUGAAGACCAACAAAACACGUGUUUCACAGCAGAAGGAAAUGUGGAGGCUUUAGAUCAGACAAGUAAGGAUGGCCACCUGUACGAUUCGAAGGAAACCUCGAUCAACAAUCCAGUUGGAGUAAGCGCUAAUCUUGGUCAGAUGGAUAAAGGUGGGAGCCUUGUAGAAGGUAGUGAGCGCAACCCUACUGACACCAAUCUUCAGGACACUUCUCUGACCACAGAUGAGCAAAAUGAUGCUGACUUUAGCUUCAAAGGGAACAGAAGAAAACUUGGAUCUAGUCGUAGAAAAAAAGGAAGACAAGAUGUUAAAGAAUCUAAACAGGAAGUUUUAGGAGAUAAUGGAGGAGAAAAAGUUGGUAUUGAUACAUCGCCAGUGUUGUUAAAAGUAAAGACGUCUGAGCAGGAAGAACUAAGUAAAGCCAGUGAGGAGGACAUCUUUUGGUCACAUAGCAUCUCCAUGUCACAUGUUCUUUCUUCUGAGGAUCAAACCUCUGAGGUAACAGAAGGGCCCGGCACACACUUGAAAGGUUUAAUUAUGAAAUGUGAAAAUCAUCAAGAAGAUAUAGACAAAAGAAAUUUUAAUGUUUUGGUUCAAGAUGGUAAACAAUCAGAGGAUUUAUCAUUGAGUCAAUAUAAAGCUCACCCUGAAGAUACUAAAGAUGCUGGUUUAGAGGACAUUAUGGUGGAACACCCAGAAGAAGUUCAUUCAAUAACAAUGCAAGACAAUCUUCAAAUGGGAUAUUCUUCUGAAACUUCAACUAAUAUUGAUCAAACAUUUGAUAUUAUACCUGAAAAUCUUACUGAACAAAAUGAAAGGUCUCAGCUUACAGUAAAAGGUAAUGGUGAUUUUACAGAAAAACAGGGAGAAUGUCCUACAGAAGAAAUUAUCUCAGAGACUCUAGAUCUGCAAAGUGGAGAAAUAGUACAGGAUGACACAAAACCCAAAGUUGAUCAAACAUUUCACGAGGAGAAGCAAGUAAUGUUCUAUGAAAUGGAGGAAAACAAACCUGUUUUGUCAAACUUUCAAAUUGAAACAGUUUCUUUGGCUCCCAGGCCUCAGGAAACGUCUGAGAGCACAGAAGAGCAAAUUAACACAGACUUCUCCAGUAGUGCCAGCAGACGAAAAUUGGGAUCCAGGCGUAAAGGCAAACCAAAACAACAAGUUAACGAAUUUACAGAUGAGGUCAAUGAAAAGACCAGAGUAGAUGAAGUAGAUGAAACCCACAGAACAACACAGAUCUCAUUAGAUACAAAGACAAUCAGCCAUGAAGAAAAAAGACAAGACAUGGAGCAGGAUGCAACCUUAUUGGCUUCUAAUGACAACUCAUUUUCAGUCAUUGCUUGUGGUGAUUCAUCUGAAGUUCAAGACCCAAUACAAAAGAACCAUCCUGAGGUUGAGCUGGACAGUUUAAUUCAAGGAAUUGUAAAUUGUCCAGAGAACCAAAAUCAAUCUGAGUUUCUGCAGAGUAAAGACAAGACGCUUCAGAAUAAAGAAGUGAUGAGCCCUGAACAUUCAGACAAUGCUGUAAUACAGGCUCAUGAACAUGACGACACACCAACAGACAUAGAAAGAAGUCUGCAAAUGGAUUCCUCAUCUGAAACUGUGACACAUGGUGUUCACAGCUCAAUGUUUGUUCCUGGGCAUUCAUCUGAAUUUCAAAGCUCAAUGGGAAACAACCAUCCUGAGACUGACCCGAAGAGCUUAAUUCAAAACAAUAAGCCAGGUGAUCAUGAUAGAAUACAUUUAUCUGAUAAUUCUGAGGAAGACUCUUUAUUGGAUAAAUCUGACUUUCUGCAGUGUAAAGACAGGGCUCUUCAGAAUAAAGUCACUGGUGAUGAGCAUUCAGAUAAUCCUGUAAAACGUGCUCAGGAAAAUGAGGAUCUGCCAUCAAACAUAGAAGGAAAUCUGGAAAUGGAUUACACACCUGAGACUGUGGCACAUGAUGUUCCUAAAUAUCCAGAAACUGCUUUGGAAGGAGUGACUGACCAAGCUGAAACCAGCAGUGAAACUCAUUCAGAGCUCACAUUGAAACAUACAGCGGAUUCUGGUACAGACCAGGAACUACUACCUGCUGAAGACCAACAAAACAUGUGUUUCACAGCAGGAAGAAAUCUAGAGGCUUUAAAUCAGACAAGUAAGGACGACGACCUGUAUGAUUCAAAGGAAACAUCAGUCAGCGGCCCAAUUGGAGUAAACACCACCCUUGGUUACAUGGAUGAAGGUGGGACCCUUGAAGAAGGUAGUGAACACAACUCUAAUGUUCAGGACAGUUCUCUCAGCACAAAUGAACAAACAAAUGAUGGCUUCAGCUUCAGUGGGAACAGAAGAAAACUGGGGUCUAGUCGUAGAACUAAGGGAAGACCAGGUUUUAAAGAAUCCAAGCAGGAAGUUUUUGAAAGUCACAGAAGCGAUGAAACUCCCCAGACCUCAACAAUAUCAGUAGAAACAAGGGGAUCAGAGCUUGAAGAACUGAGUGAAGAUAUUGAACAUAAAAUUAUUCUGUCUCUUUCACAAGACUUGUCUUCAGUAUCACCACCCAUUCUUUCUUCUGAGAAUCAGAGCACUGUGUUAAAAAAUGACUCUGACACAAACCAGCAGAUUUUAAUUCUUAAAAAUGAACAUUUUGGAGACAAAGGUGAAAGAAAGUCAGAGACAGAAGUUGAAAUGAUUGAGAAAUCAAUGAAUGUUCUGCAACAAGAGGUGGGUCAGUCUGACACUGUUUACAGUGAAGACACCAGAGAUGCUGAACCAGAGGAUGCUCUUAGGGAAGAGGAGAAAAUUGAGUUUCACCCAACACAGAUGCAAGAUAGCAUUCAAACUGAAUGUUAUUCUGAAACUGUUGUCGGCAAUGUUUCAGAAAAUGAGGAAGUUAUCUCUGAAAACCUGACUGAUCAAACUGGAAUGUCUGAGCUCAGUGUGAAAGCAACUGAUGAUUCUGCAGCAAAAGAGGAAGCAUAUUCUGUAAAGAAAAAUUACCCAGAGAACUUGGAUGUGAAAAAUGAAGAUUCUGGAGUGUUUGAUGACAACAAACCACAGAUCACUGACUUAGAAAAAACAAACUCUGCUCCAACUGAGAUGAAUGAGUUCGAAGGGAGAGUAUCUGAUGAUACAAAACCUAACACCGGUUUUGUAGUUGAUCGUGAAAUGGAAGGACUCUGUGAAAUGAAAGAGAACAGCUCUGCUUGGUUAAAUGCUCAAACAGAUAUGGUUUCUAUUGACUCCAGAUCUGAUGAAUUUUCUCAGAAUGUUGAUGAACAACUGAACAGGGGCAUUUAUAAUACUGGCAACAGACGAAAACUGGGUUCCAGACGAAUAAUUAAAGGAAGACACCAAGUUAAAGAGUCUGAAGAAGAGGGUAAAGAAAAUACAUGGGGAGAUGAAACCCUGGACAUAUCUGAAACAAAGAUGGCAUGUGAGGAACUAAAGCAAGACCUUUCAUCACCUGACAGCUCAGUGCUUGCUCCUGGCAAUUCAUCUGAUGUUCAAAGCUCAAUGUUAAACAACUAUUCUGAAACUGUCUCGAAGAGUUUAAUUCAAGAAAGCCAUUCAGAAGAUCAAGAUGAAUCAGAAACGGGUAAUGUUGAGUUAUCUCAUAAAUCAGAAGAAGACACUUUAUUGGAUAAAUCUGAUGUACAAGAAAGUAAUGAUCAGACUCUUCAGAGUGAAGUUACGGGUCCAGGAUGUUCAGAUAAUGCUGAAAAACAAGCUGAGGAACAUGAGAACUUACCAGCAGACGUAGAAGUAUGUCUGCAAAUGGAUUAUACGUCUGAAACUGUGGCACAUGAUAUUCCCACAUAUCCAGAGAGUGAUUUGGGAAAUGCGAUUGACCAAGCCGAAAUCAUCAACCACAGCCAGUCAGACCUCACCACAAAAAGUUAUGGUUAUUCUAAUACCAAACAGGAACUUCUAUCUGCUGAAGACCAACAAAACCUGUGUUUCUCAACACAAGAAAAUUUGGAGGUUUUAGAUCAGGCAAGUAAGGAUGAGCACCUUUUCGAUUCAAAGGAAACAUCGAUCAGCAACCCAGUUGGAGUCAACAGUACCUUGAGUCAGGUGGGUGAAGGUGGGAGUCUUGUAGAGAGUAUUACGCAAAAUCCUAAAGAGAUCAAACAUCAGGAUAAUUCUCUGACCACAGAUGAGCAAACUGAUGCUGGCUUACGUGGGAGCAGAAGAAAGCUGGGGUCUAGCCGGAGAAAAAAGGGAAGACAGCAGGGUAAAGAAUCUCAAGAGGAAGUUUUGGAAAAUACAAGUGGUGAUAAAACCUUUGAAAUGCCUGUAAUGUCAUUAGAAACAAAGACAGUAGAGCAGGAAGAACAGAGAGAAGAAACUAAGCAUGAAAUUAUCUUGUCUGUUUCACAUGGCGGCUCCAUGUCUUUAAUCCCUCCAAUUAUUUCUUCUCAUGAUCAGAGCACCUCUGUGCCAACAAAUUAUCCUGAUGAUGAUGUGCAGAGUUUAACUUUGACAGAUGAAAAUCUUCAUGAAGAUGUAGAUGACAGAAAAUCUGAUGUUUUAACUUCAGAUGACGGAAAACAAAAUGUUUUCCAUGGAGAGCCCAGAAAUGCUGUUUCAGAAAAUGUUGUGCAUGAAGAAGUUCAUUCAACACAAAUUCAAGACAGUGUGCAAACUGAUUCAGAUAAAAUCUUUGCAGGUGAUGCAGAGAAUGUUGACAUUAUUUCCAGGGCUCUUGCAGACCAAACUGAAGAGUCUGAGCUCAACAUGAGCAAUAUUGAUGAUAUUACGUCAUUACAGGAAGCAUGCCCUUCAAAAGAAAUCAUCCCAGCAGCUCCAGGUCUGAAAAAUGAAGAAACAAUCCAGCAGGAUGUGCAACCCAACACUGAUCAUAUAGUUAAUCAGAACAGUGAAGGACUCUUCCUUCAAAUUGAAGAAAACAAAUUUGCUAUGUCAAACUUGCAGUCAGAAAACGUUUCACCAGGUCCCCCUCCUCUGGAAUCCUCUGAGCGUGUAGAAGAAAAGACAAAAGUGGAUUUCUACGGCAGAAGAAAACUAGGAUCCAGUCGUAGAAAUAAAGGCAGGAUUAAGGCAAACGAUGUAGGUCAACCUAUAACAGAGGUUGACCUCAAUGCAAGUAUGAAUGAACUUGGUGAAAAAACAACAGAGACAGUAGCACAGGGCCAGGAAGCUUUAAUGGGAAUUGUGCUGGAUGAAACUGAGGGAAAUGACUCUUCUCAGACCAAAGAUGCAAAUAUCAGCACUUCUAUUUGCACAACUGUAGGCAUGCAGCUAUCGCCCAUUGUUGAUCAAGAGGAUAGUGACACAUCAUGUUGCACGCAGAUUAUAAAUAGGGAACUACCCAAACACCACAGCAGAGAUCAUGAUGAAUUCAGAGAGCUGCAGGAUGGAAACUUACAGGAAAGCACAUUAUUGUCUGAACCACAUGGAGGUCCUCCCCCAGCCCAACUGCAUGCAGAACAAAACAGAAGCUGUGAACAUACAGAACCUGAAAGUGGGGAUGGGGAUGCUUUCAAGAAAGCUUUUGAACAGGAGAUCGAGCCUGAACAGAGCCAAAAGAUGCUUGAAGCAGCUGAAAAAGAGAGAGAUGAUAUUACAGAAUAUCCUGAGGCAUUUUCCAGAAACUUGUUCAGUGAAAAUGAAAAGAAUGCAAUGAAUGAGAAAACUGAAAUAUUGCAGCCAGAUAAAAAUGUACAGAGUGAACAGCUUAGUGAACCACCAGAAAGAACCACAGAAAAGGGGAGCAACAUGCAAAAUGCUCAAGCUGAGUACAGCAUUGAGCAAGGUGCCGUUUCAUCGCCACAAGAGAUGUUUUAUACUGAUGGGGAAGAGCAUCGGCACAUCAUCUUAUCUAGGGCUGCAGAAACUCAUUAUUUACUUGAUGUUCAAAGUAAAGAAGAGAAAGAGCAGAUUAAAACAGGACAAACGCAGGAAAUGCAUCAGAUCUCAUUUCCAAAUGACAAGACACUCAGAGAAACAAUGCAGUCAGAUAAAGAUGUUACUUUGGACUCUCAUCCUCAGGACAAUUAUCAAGACCUCAAAGAUGACGCUCACCCAGGCUUCAAAGCAUCAGGAAACAGGAGAAAACUCGGGUCAAGUCGGAGAACUAAAGGAAGAAAACACAGCCAGGUUAAUGAGCAAAACCAAGAAAACAAAGACGAAGCUUUAGAAAAUACAGGCGAUGAUGAAACAAUAAUAUUAGCUGGAAGACAAGAAGAAGUAGAAAACUUCAUAAGGCCUAAAAACUUAGCAGCAUUUAGCUCACCUGUGACUGAGAAGCUGCUGGAGGAAAACACAGGUUUUUCACAUGAUGUUUUGGAGGACAGCACAAUUGCAAAGUCAGAUUUUAAUUCAAACUCAAACCAACAAACAAAAGAAAAAGAUGCUAAACGUAUUGAUGAGGCUGAGGAUUCGACUCAGCUUACAGGACAUGACACAAACAAAACGGGUUUGAUGCAAUCAGGCCAAGACUCUGUGUUGAGCAGUGACUCAGAUAUACAGAGUAUCUUAUUUCAUGACGGCAUUUUCAGCCCAAAGUCAGAAAGUGUUUGUGUCAUUGAUCAAGAAGAAGAAGCCUUACAAAGACGAAAGACAGAAGCUUUAUCUUGUGAAAAAGACCCGACGGGAUUCGAAGUCCAUUUGAAAGAGACAAACAAACAGAUCGAAACAGCUGGAUUUAUAACGACAGAAGUCUGCAGUUCACAGGCGGAAAGCUCAAUGGAUGUGCAAAAUCCUAAAAAGGGUGAAGUGGAAGGGAACUAUAUGUAUGCCAGCAAGCAGAAAAAUACUUCAAAUGAGUUCGUUUCUGCUUUGCAGGAGCCAGCUAUGGAUGCAUCAUACCUAGGGGGAAUUUCUGCAACAGUAAACCCACUGGAGAGCCAAGGAGAAAAACCUCAAGAAACAUCAAAACAGAAGAAGAGGAAGAUUGGAUCUUCUCGCAGGACUCCAUUGAACAGAAAACGAGAUGGUGAGAGACAUGAGAGAGACGAGGCAGAAGAAAGCGACUUUAGCGCAAAAGCUGAGAUGACGAAUCUGGGCGAGAUAGAGGUUGUGGGGAAAGUACUGGUGAAUGAAGAAGUGCGACAAAGUAAAGAUGUGCAACCACAACAAGAAACUUCAUUGCAACAAGAAACUCCAGAAACCGAAACUGGUGAUGGGCUACAAAGCAGUAACAUGAGCUUGGCUUUCCCUCCUGAACAAUCUGCCACCAUAGAUCUUAUUUUAGGAACACCAAAACCAGAUGAUUUUACCAACAGUCAGACCCAAAUAUGCUCCGAGGAUACAGAGAGAAACAGCAGCUCAUUAAAUCAGCCAGUGUCUUCAAACACCGGCACCCCAGGAGAGAGCUUAGAGUGUACACAAGGUGAUGAGCUCAGUCCUGAGAGCAUAGAGGUAAGCCAAGUCCAAGAUGUUCAAGAGCAAAUGCCAAGUAGCACGAAUGAAAGCAUUCAGAGUCAAAAUCCUGGAAUGAGGACUGGAAGUCCGGAUUUAACUCCAACCAACAGGAGAAGAAAAAUGGGCUCCACUCGUAAAAAUCUAGGAACACGGUCCAAACAGGAAAUCGUAGAACCGGAAAAGAAAUCCACAGAUACUGUACUGUCUUCUGGAGAUGUAACUGUGGCAAGCGUCUCAGGAAAGAAAGAAACAGAACUACAGCUUCACGCAGAACACACAGACGACAACACUUAUCAAGAAAAGCAGAAAGAAACUGUGGAAAUCAGCCAGUUUGGUGAGUCUUUACUAAGAGCUCUGGUUGAGGAGGAGAAGGCUGAAGAAUCUUCAAUCUCGCAGACCCAAGCAGCAGAAACAAAACGACAGUGGGAUCCAAGUGGACUUUCAUCCAGCCCUUCCAGUGAUGGCACAUCAGAGUCAGCCUUUGGAGGGAGGAGGAAAAAAUUUGGAUCAAAUCGGAAGUCAGGGUUACAAAGAAAACCCGACCAAAAUGCACAAAAUGAAGAUGAAGCUGGAGGACUGAUAGAGGGAAGUGCUCUCAAGGCAGCUGGAAGAGAAGAAUCAUCGGGGCUGAGAAAAAUAUCAGAGGUUGAUGAAAAUGGGCAGAAACCAUCUUCCAGCACCGAUAUUUCAGGAGCUGCAGGGUCUUCAAAAUCUAUGAGGGACAAGACACCAGAGAAACUUGUCCAUCGUAAUAUCCGGUUGGAUCAAGAGAGUGGGAGUCAGCUUUCUUUUGGUGCCACUAGUGGCGCAGAUAAAUCAGACAGCUACAACGUGGUGAUGAUUGGAGAGAGCUGCAUCGGAAAGACUUCUUUCAUGAAAAGAGCUCAGAGUGGGAAGUUUUCUUUAGACAUUCCUGCCUCUGUUGGCCUUGAUUCCUGCAAGUGGACUGUGGUAGUAGAUGGAAAACCUGUGGUUCUACAGUUAUGGGACACAGCAGGUCAAGAAAGGUUUCACAGCAUCACCAGACAAGUGUUCCACAAAGCCCAGGCUUUUCUCUUGAUGUAUGACAUCACUUCCUCUCAAAGUUUUUCGGCGGUCAGCUACUGGGCUAACUCCAUUCAGGAAGCUGCUGCAGAAGACGUGACUGUUUUGCUCCUGGGAAACAAAAGCGAACACGCAAAGCGACAAGUUAAAACGGAGCAGGGGGACAUCCUUGCUAAGGUACCACUUCUAAAAUCUCUUUCUGCAAAAGUUGAAUUCCAACCAGUAACUUUAUUGGGUUUGUUUAAAAAUGAGUUUUUCUUCUUCUCUCAACAGGAAUAUAACUUUGAGUUCAUGGAGUGCAGCGCUGCCACAGGUGAAAAUGUGAUAGAGGCUUUGGAGGCAGUGGCCAGGAUGCUGAGUCAGAGAGCUGACCUGCUGAGAGAGGAAGUCACCGUUUUACACAAAGAGCCAGCGCAGAGGAAGAGCUCAAAAUGUUGCUGAACAGAUGCGCUUGUUUCACAAACAAAGCAAGAGGUGAUAUCCUGCAAAUAGUGGAAACAAUUUCCUGAGUAGACUGUACCUAACAAGAUGGUUUAUAAAGUUGCUAGAACUUAAUUUAUCUUUCUUGUAAUCGCUUGUAUUAUGUGGAAUGGGGGUUUUAUUAUGAAACAAAUCCAACAAAAGUAAGUAAUGGGCUUUCAAAUUUUUUUUAUAACUCAGUUGUAUGGGGUUAAAGGGAAUUUUAAGAGUUAUUUAACUGUGCAUCAAGGGUCUCUGGGUUCUUUUUUGUCUUGUUAGAAUUUAAGUUUAAGAAGUCUUCCAUAUUUAUAUUGAGGUAGUCCCAAGAUUUUCUGUUGAGAAAAGUUUCCUUUAGCAGAGUUUGGAUGUCCUCACUUCCAUGCUUUAUUGUGUACAUUUUUAAGUAAGAUGUUUACUCUGAUCAGGGUUCUGUUGCAUGUGGAAAAGAACCAGUUUUUCUUGUAUUUGUUCUCAUAAACUCUGUUCUGAAUUGUGUUUUAAAUAAUAUUUUUGGCAUACAUCCUCCUUGCAGUGGUCCCAGCUGCCAGGUUGCUCAGAUAAUCAAUUUAUUUCAUUCCCUCUAUGAUUAAAAGCAGUGGUUGUAAAAAUAAUUUUCAGUCCAAAUGUAGCAUGUUGUUUUUUGUUUUUUUUAUUACACUGAUGUGCAUUUCCAACAUAACCCAUGCCGAUGAGAAACCCGGAGACGCAAUCAAUCACACAACAAAAUUGUUCUAAUCUCAUGUUCUAUUCUCAAUAAACUCCCACUUCAACAAUUUGUCUGCUUUGCCGACCUAAUUUGUGUCCUCAAGUGAGUUGUGUUCUUCCAGACUGACAAAGAAGGCUGUGUUCCCAGGGGGACAACAAGUCCUUCAAUGAGCAGCAUGACAACAAUGGCGCCACGGCAAUAACCUCAUAACUUCCCGCAGGACGUUCAGCUGGGAACAUAAAUGCAGAGAUGAACUCCUCCAGCAUAAACAGAGGUCACGGAUAAUUGCAGCAGAUCUCAUUUUAAUGACUGGCACUAACUUUAGAUGGUACAUUUGCUCGCCAGCUAAAGUUCAUACUGUCUCAGUUAUGCGAACGGUUUUCUGAGAAAUGCCGAAUUGAGAGGAAAAUUGCUGUCAGUUUUGGAGCAAAAUGAAGCAAAUUAAUUUAUCGGUGAGGUCGCGUUCUGCAGAUUCUCCUGCACUCACUUAGGGUUUCAGCACAUAUUGUCAGGGUUACCAGUCCUCCUGCAUGUUAUGAUUUAUGGCAUAUGUUCCUGCAGUGGUGAAGCUUUAAAUAAGGAAUCUGCAAAAACCACAAACAGACAGAGGGACGUUUUAAUAGACAAAUGGGUAAACGGUGGGAAAGUUAAACCAGAAAAUACCAAUAUUUUUUCACAAUAUUUUCCAUACUUUUAGUUGUAGGAAAACCAUUUUUCAUUCUUUUUCCAAUUUGAAUAACAGCCUUAUCUGUCACAAGUAACCAAAUGAUUUCAUGGAAAUGUUUAGACACUGAAAAAAAAAAUCUCUAGUAAAAGAUACAGAGAGAGAAAGCUGGCUGGCUGCCUAAUCAAAAGGAAUCAGACGAGUACAUUUGAGGGCUCCAGUCUUCCUCAUAUCUGCCUCAGAUCCUGGGGGAGGGUCUGUGGAGGUGAGUGUUUAGUGGACCUAAACACACACAGAUGUUUAGAUUCAGGUGUUUUCAGGUACACACCACACUGGACUGCAGUUGCCAUUGUAUUAACUUGUACUGUGUUUACUUUUCAAUUAUAUUUGUUAUCGUAUAUGCACAUGUUGUGUUGCAAUAUUUUUUUCUCUUUCUGCAGGUGUAGAAGCAGACUUAUGGGGUGUUGGUUUCCAUUCUUUGUCCUUCCCUCUCCUGACUUCCUCCCUUUCCAUUACUUUUGAAAUAAACCCAAAUCAAUUUCUAAUGAAGUGGAGCAAAACAGUGAAAGCCGUAAUGCUCCACCUGUGAAAGAAAAUCUAUCGGGCCACACCUUGGUACUCAGACCAUUAUGGGUCCCACAAUGCCAGCCAGACAGGGCACACUAAAACAAAAACACACUCAUUGAAAAACCAGUAAGUUAUCUUUACUGCACACUCUGAGAUGACUGGUAUAACCACAUCCCAAACAAAAUACAAGGGGAGUGUAUUUCCUCAGAGCACAGCAUAUAUUUUACAAGCAAUGGAAAGAGUAAAAUCGAUAUAAAUGGUGGUAAUAAACCUGUGCAUCCUGUAUUUAGGCUUUAUUAAUGGAUCAUGUUCUCAUUUGGCACUUAAAACUUUCACCACAGUCAGAGACAUGGCUGCUCUUCGACAAAUAUUUGCUGAAAUAAAUUUGCAGAGUCAGAACAUGUAAUUCAUGCAAGUCUGAGUAAAGUCCCCACUAAACUCAUCACAGACAUGAUCGUCAGCCUUCAACUAAUUGAUGGGAGUCGUUCUUAUUCCUCAUUGUGACGUUUAUGCAUCAACCUUAGAAACAAGUUAUAGAUUCACGUUUGUAAUUUCUGUUCAUUUCCUCAAAUCCAAAAGGGUUGAACUGAUACAAAAAGGAUUAAAUACAUUUACCUAAUACUUAAUAAACGCUCCUGCAGGUUUUGAUUUUCUUUAAUGACACGUUAAGGCCUGAAAACUUCUUGGUGGCUGACUGAUCACACACAGCCAGCAUGAAGAGGAUCUGUUCAAUACUCACUGGAUUCAGCAGCAUCCAGAACUGAUGCGUGUAAAUAAAACAAUAACUCUUAAGAUGUUGUUUGAAGGGAUUUAGUGGCCAAACGGAGAAGAGACACGUUAGCAGGUCUGUCCCCCUGUUCGACUUUAACUUGCAUGAUCACAUUUGUUCCCAAGAAGUGAAACUGGGACAUUUUCAGUUAUUUGGUUUGUAUUUAAGCUGCAGGUGCCACAUUUUUCCAGAUCAGUCCUCCUCAAGAGUAUGAAACCUGGCGGUCGAGGAGACGCCCAUUGAACAAACUUCAAUACAUCAGUUGUGUAGCAUGUAUUUGAGUCUGUUCAUAUAAGUUUGACCACAUACAUGUUAGGGAAAACUCUUGAGCACCUUUUUUGUCUUAGAAAAAUCACUCAAGCCUCUUCAUUCCAAAACUGAAAAACAAGGAUUUACAUAAACAACCAAAACGUUAACAAUAUUAAUUCUCUCAAGGACUUCGGUAUAAACCUUGGCCGGCAACCACAGAGUCACAUUUGUAUAUUAGCCCAAUAUAUUUGAGGAGCAUUUCCCUUGUUUGACCUCGAUAGUAAAAUUUCUUUAUUAACUGAGCUGUGAAAUAUCACUAUUUUAGUUCACUUUUAUUUCUUUAAUCACCCAUCAGCUCAGUUACACUGCACCUCAGUU
This is a messenger RNA of Poecilia latipinna (sailfin molly), 15544 nucleotides long. It is a transcript of the gene rab44, whose product is annotated as RAB44, member RAS oncogene family. Gene Ontology annotation, molecular function: GTP binding; GTPase activity. The coding region runs from base 137 to 12193 and encodes 4018 amino acids. The record is from RefSeq and is a predicted model, not a curated record. The transcript has 9 exons. Lineage: Eukaryota; Metazoa; Chordata; Actinopteri; Cyprinodontiformes; Poeciliidae.